AGUCAAUUAAUGACAGUGACAGUUUAGAUUCGGAUACUUGCCGAUUUUAGAAUUUACUUAAAGUAAAGCUUGAUUUUAAUUAGAACUGUUAUAUUACUAAGUUUUCAUCAUGCUUAUCAAGGUCAAGACACUCACUGGCAAAGAGAUUGAGAUAGAUAUAGAACCUACAGAUAAAGUGGAGAGGAUUAAAGAACGAGUUGAAGAAAAAGAAGGCAUUCCACCGCAACAACAGCGGCUUAUUUUUUCUGGCAAACAAAUGAAUGAUGAGAAAACGGCGCAAGAUUACAAAGUACAAGGUGGAUCAGUGCUGCAUUUGGUGUUAGCUCUGCGCGGCGGGGAGUGAAUUCUGUGAUCAUUGUCUCAUAUUUAUAAUUGUUUAAUUUUAUUUCUCAUUCUAUGUAUAAAAUAAACACAAUUACAUAAAUAAAUGUGAAAAUCUUUGAUUGCAAGUUUUUUUAUGCAGGGAAAGUUUUUUUUGUAAGGAUAAUUGUAACAAGUGUCAUGCUGUGUACUGAGAAAGCUAAAUAAAGGAGAACAACUCAAGUU
Messenger RNA from Papilio polytes (common Mormon), 546 nucleotides. RefSeq names its product NEDD8 (gene Nedd8). Gene Ontology annotation, cellular component: cytoplasm; nucleus. The transcript is spliced from 3 exons. NCBI's taxonomy places the organism in Eukaryota, Metazoa, Arthropoda, Insecta, Lepidoptera, Papilionidae. Bases 110 to 343 code for a protein of 77 amino acids. Gene Ontology annotation, biological process: regulation of proteolysis; modification-dependent protein catabolic process; protein neddylation. Gene Ontology annotation, molecular function: ubiquitin protein ligase binding; protein tag activity. The record is from RefSeq and is a predicted model, not a curated record.